CGGCCGGCCCCACCUCUGCCGGCCCGCCCUCGACUCCCCGCCGUGCGGAGCCGCAGCCCGGGAACCCGGAGUGGCGGAGCCCCCGCCCGCAGCGGCCGCCGCCUGGACGCCGGGGAGCCGCAGGGUCCCACAUCUAAAGAAGACGGGACCUUGUGCCUGCCUGCCCAAGCCUUUUGGUGAUGCUUUUCGUGGCUUCCGGUCUGAGACUCCACCUUCACUGCACGGCUAAGGGUCUCUAGGAUUUCUAGAGCCAUCCAGCUGUGUGAACCCAAGGCAUUAUUACACCUGAGAGUGAAGACUGGGUGAUUAGUGACAAAUCAAGAGCCCCCUGGGGCCUCUGGCAGAGGCCUGAAGCUGGAACCAUCAGGGAAUAUGAGUGAAUUUUGGCACAAACUGGGCUGCUGCGUGGUAGAGAAACCUCAGCCGAAGAGGAGGAGAAGACGGAUUGACCGCACCAUGAUCGGGGAACCAAUGAAUUUUGUUCACUUGACUCACAUCGGCUCAGGAGAAAUGGGGGCUGGAGAUGGACUUGCCAUGACAGGUGCAGUUCAGGAGCAGAUGAGAUCCAAGGGAAACCGAGACAGACCAUGGAGCAAUUCUAGGGCCUUGUAGCUCCCAUGGGACUGGUUCUACAGUCUUGAAGUUCCCGUUCUAUGUCCAGCCCAGAAGAAAUGCCACCCUUACCAGAUCCCUUCUACAACCAGUGACCCAAGAGCCCUUCUCCUCCCCUUCGUCGCCCUAACAAGUGCCUCAGGCAUGGGGGCUGGACUCCCUCGACCCCUCUGGCCUCUGCCCCUCCUGGAGAUGGGGUCAAGGCAGCAGGACUGACCAAGUGACUACUGGUGGGCCAGAGGAGCUCAGCUGAAGCCCUGGGCACCCUAGAUCUGAGCUGGGGGUUCUCUGGGAACCUGGAAUGAGUUCCCUGCUCCUGAAUGAAGGUCGGGUGCCACCUGUUUAAACUUCUUGCCUUUACUCUUUAAUGAGGCAGGUAAGUGAGGGGACCGCAGCGGCCUCCCUGCCCUCUCUUCCUUCUGGAAUGAGCAAUGCAGAGGUCAGGGGGCAGGGUUAGCACUGCCCAGUCCAUGCUGGAUUUCAGACCUUAAGCUCACAGCCCUCCAUGUCUCUGCCGGCACCAAGGUCUUGUUCCCGUUAGGCCUCUAAUCUCAUGCUUCAGUAGUAUUAAUAGCGUCCCAGAAAAAUUCUUUUUUUUUAAUUAAUUAAAAGUUUAAUUUAAGAUGAGUUCUUUUAAUUACCCCCAUCCUGAUGCUAUCUCUGUCCUUGUCUCAUCCCUGCUAGGAAUCUUGUUGUUUCCUGUUGAUAAGAGGUGAGGGAUAGAUCUUAAUUUGACCACAUUCCAUUUAAGACUUGGAAGUCCUGGCCUACCCUCUGUCAGCCUCCCUGCUGGCCAGGUGAAAGGAAGAGGAGGGUUCAGAUAAAAAGCCAGGAUGUAGGGAAAUUAACCGUAUCUAGGGGUGGACUUCCUGUUGGGAGCAGACAGUGGUGAGGUACAUAGGUUGAAGGCUCCCUUCGCACAGGUCUUAAGAUCCCUUCUGGAAGUCAAGCUUUUCAACUCACACAGCUGAAAACAGUUUGCACAGUUUGGGAUGCACAAUUCUUCGUGAUGGAGGGCUCUUCUGCACACUAUGAACACAGUAGCUCGGGCUCACCUUAGUGAGCAGCCAAAAUGCUCCCAGAAAUUGCCAAAUGACUCCUAGGGACCAAAUUACCCACAGCUGAGAGCCACAGCUUGAGAGUGAAGACACGUUUUUCUUAGUGAUUCCCACAUGCCCCCACCCCCACCCGCAGUCUGGCUAUUCAUCCUGAGCCAUGGGGAGCUAGCUAGCACCCUCAUAGGGCAGGCUCGCCAGAGCUGGGCAUGUUUCUUUCCAGAUGGAUUGCUUGUGCUUGCAUGGGCUCAAGUCUCUGUGCAAACAGUCUCAGCAAGAGGCCUCCCACAGUACGUGAACAGGGUAUGCUGGGAUGAGAGAUGAGGGGCAGACUGCGGAGAACUGGUUAUGCUGCCCAUGUGCUUAGCUCCUCUGUGUUCAUGAACCCAGCAUAAGACUCAGGGAGUUUGGGAGAUCGGAUGUCACUCUCCACGUGGCCGGCGAUCCUGCUGUAGAUGGGAAGCGCUGUGGGAGCAGUCUUUGGGCCCUUUGUUUUCUCAGGUCUUUUUGUUCUGGCCCUUUCUUUGCAGGCUGAUUAGAAAGGCAGAACAAGACAGAUGAGCUCCUGCCCAUGCCAGAAAAGAGGGCUGGGGUCUCAUUAGCUCUGUAAUAGGAAGCUUGUUGUGUGGUAAUGGGUCAGGGCUGUGCAAACCGGGCCACUCCUGCUGACGCCUUCCAGUUACUCCUCGCCUAGUGCCUGAGAUUUCCAUCGUCCCGAGCUCAGUGUGCUCCUUGUACUUUUUCAGGCUCUUGCAUUGGUUGUGGGCAUCCAUUCCCAGAUUGCUUACUUGCAGCUCCAGUCAGGCAGGCCUGCUUCCCUGAAGGGAGCUUUCCUGGUUGUCAUUAGCUGGAGGCUACAUCCACACUUGCAGGCACUGUGGACUAUACCCACUGGGCAGCGCACUCCCAGGAAGGCCCUGAACAUCAAGUCACAAUGGUGUGGGUGAGCCCUGAGCUCCAGUCUUCGUCAACUAUUUGGGCACAGUCUUGUCUUUGAUGCUCUCCUACCUUGAGCUACCUUCUCUAAUGUAUAUGCCACCACCACUUAACAAGGUGAUUGGAGUGGGUUGAGAGUCAUAAUUUAUAUUAUAAACUUGAUGGACUUUUAAGAUACAUUUUUCCAAUAAAAGAAUUAAGGAAAAUA
Molecule: messenger RNA, 2811 nt
Organism: Mesocricetus auratus (golden hamster)
Lineage: Eukaryota; Metazoa; Chordata; Mammalia; Rodentia; Cricetidae
Gene: Cdc42se1
Product: CDC42 small effector 1
Exons: 5
Coding region: 373-612 (79 amino acids)
Biological process (GO): regulation of Rho protein signal transduction
Cellular component (GO): plasma membrane
Molecular function (GO): small GTPase binding
Source: RefSeq, a predicted model, not a curated record